Molecule: messenger RNA, 2463 nt
Organism: Tinamus guttatus (white-throated tinamou)
Lineage: Eukaryota; Metazoa; Chordata; Aves; Tinamiformes; Tinamidae
Source: RefSeq, a predicted model, not a curated record
AUGGGAGCGGCGCUGGCCAGGGCGGCCCAGUGGACCUCCGCCGGCUCUGGACGCGGCACGCUUGAGAUCACCCCCUUGAACGAAUCCCUCCUGAAUGAAAUCAUUAAGUUUGUGGAGGGCUUCAGCAGCCGGCAUCCGCGGGAGGCGGCGUUCGUCUUCCGAGAGCCCCUCGAGUGGAGGACGCAGCUGGGGGGCUCGGCCUUCGGCGCGGGCUACCAGGGCGAUGGAACAACUGUUGAGUCUGAAGCCAAAAGUAAAGAUGGACAACCAUUGCUCCUCCUCACAGGAUCAACUAUCAAAGUUCGCAGUUUUGACCAGCUGUCCUAUUUGCUACAUAUUGCAAUGGAAAAAAAGUUAAAGGAAGCACAAGCAUGCCUUGAAGCUAAUAGGGAUCCUAUAGUGAAUAUCCUUGGCCCUGGAUAUGGGACUGUUGAAGGAGAAGAUAUGUCCAUGUUGCAUUUACUUGACAAAGUGAAAAAAGAUGAUGACCCUGAAACAGAGAUUAAAAUGAAAAUCUUUAUACUUCUUAAUCAGCUGGAUAUGCAACUGCUUAAUAGUUCUUUAAAACACAUUUCACAAGAGGUAAGACUCAGUCCAGAUGCUGUAAAUAAUGAGGUGAAUCUUCUCAAGCAUUUCUCUGGGAAAGGAGAAGAUACAGUACUGGAAUCACUGGAAUAUACAUCAGAUUACACAUUCUCUAAUGGAUGCCGAGCUCCUCCCUGGAGACAAAUGCAUGGAGAAAUUUGUUAUUUAAUCAUCAAACCACAUGAUACUGAUCCUUUGUGUAUCACCUGCAGCACAGCAGGAGUGUAUUUAAAUGGAGGUAAGCUAAAGGAGAAAGAUGAUAUCGAUUAUGAAAGAAAAAGUGACAUAUAUAAAGAUAUUGUCACAUUUUUAAGGGAAAAAUCAGCAAAAUUUGUAGAAAAUAUGUCUAAACAGGAAUAUAACUUUUUUAAAGAAACUGCAUCUGCGAAGUAUUAUCAGCAUGUGGAAGCAGUUGAUGCUGAGGACUCCAGCCAAUCCCAGAAGCCUUUUAAUUAUACAGAAAAAAAUGUAUAUGAGAAGACAAAAAGUUCUUCUGCAAAAAGCAAGUCUGCUGACAGCAAAAAACUAGAACCAUCUCUGAAGUGGAAGAAUAUCGUGAGAUCUGUUACCUACAGCAAAUAUUUCAGUGACAGAACCACCAGCAGUUCUCCUGAAUCUGCUGCAAAAUGUAAAACCUCCGAAAAGGAUGAAAUUAGUGAAAGUUCCUCAGAGACUGAGGAAGAUGAAGAGCAGCCUGAACGUCGCCAGGAAGGAAACAUUGAUUUACCAUCAGAAUACUGGCAAAUUCAGAAACUUGUGAAGUAUUUAAAGGGAGGUAAUCCGACAGCUACUGUAAUUGCAUUGUGUUCAAUGAAAGAUUUCAAUCUGGCUCAAGAAACAUGCCAACUGGCCAUUAGAGAUGUUGGAGGUCUUGAAGUGUUAAUUAAUUUACUUGAUACAGAAGAAAUUAAAUGUCAGAUUGGUUCUUUAAAAAUACUGAAGGAAAUCAGUCAGAAUUCACUGAUCAGACAUGCAAUUGCAGAUCUUGAGGGAUUACAGAUCAUGGUGAAAAUACUAGAGUCUCCAGAUAAAGACCUAAAGUGUUUGGCAGCUGAAACAAUUGCUAAUGUUGCUAGGUUUAAACGAGCACGACGGACAGUAAGGCAAUAUGGAGGGAUCAAGAAACUGGUUGGGCUAUUGGAAUGUAUUUCAGUGGGAUCAUCUGCUCUUACACCACCCCAAGCAAAAGAUUUUGAAAUAGCUCGCUGUGGGGCUUUGGCACUCUGGAGCUGCAGCAAAAGCACCAAAAACAAAGAGGCAAUUCUUAAGGCUGGUGGCAUUCCAUUAUUGGCUAAGUGGCUCAAGUGUUCACAUGUAAACAUCUUAACCCCAGUGGUGGGGACACUACAAGAAUGUGCCUCAGAGCAAAGUUACAGACUUGCAAUAAGGAUGGAAGGAAUGAUUGAAGACCUUGUGAAAAAUCUAAGUAGUGAACACGAGGAGCUACAGAUGCUUUGUGCAAGUGCCAUAUUUAAGUGUGCAGAAGACAAAGAAACACGUGACCUGGUCAGACAGCAUGGAGGUCUACAACCACUGUCUGUUUUGCUCGGUAACACUCAAAAUAAGCAACUUUUAGCAGCUGUGACAGGAGCAAUCUGGAAAUGUGCGAUCAGUGGAGAAAAUGUGUCAAAACUUCAGGAAUAUAAAACUUUAGAGGCUUUAGUAGGACUGCUCACUGAUCAGCCUGAUGAAGUCCUUGUAAAUGUUGUUGGAGCAGUGGGAGAAUGUUGCCAAGAGCACAUAAAUCGAACUAUUAUCCGUAAAUGCGGUGGAAUCCCCCCUCUGGUGAAAUUGCUCACUGGAACUGAUCAGGCACUUCUUGUGAAUGUCACCAAAGCAGUGGGAGCUUGUGCAACAGAACCUGAAAAUAUGAUGUAA